Bacidia gigantensis is the source of this 1836-nucleotide messenger RNA. RefSeq lists its product as uncharacterized. Gene Ontology annotation, biological process: basic amino acid transport; transmembrane transport. Lineage: Eukaryota; Fungi; Ascomycota; Lecanoromycetes; Lecanorales; Ramalinaceae. Gene Ontology annotation, molecular function: basic amino acid transmembrane transporter activity. Gene Ontology annotation, cellular component: fungal-type vacuole membrane. The transcript has 4 exons. The coding region runs from base 1 to 1836 and encodes 611 amino acids. The record is from RefSeq and is a predicted model, not a curated record.
AUGGUCAAACACCUCCCCUCCCCUCGAGUUACAGAAGUCUCAAGCGACGGCGAAGACUUCUUGGACGAGACCUCGCCGCUUCUCCCAAUUCCCUCUGCAGGAAGGCCCAAUAACACUAGCCGCGAUGCGGAUCACAUCGAUCCAAAUGCAUAUUAUCUCUUGCCGGCCUUGGCCAUUGGCGUUUUCAUGGGAGCUGCUGAUCAGACCAUCAUAAUCUCGAGCUACGGACAGAUUGGCAGCGAACUGAAUGCUCUACAUAAGACGAACUGGCUUGCCACGGCCUACUUGCUCCCUCUGUCCUCUUUACAGCUUCUGUACGGUACCCUUUCAACCUCCUUUGGGACGAAGCCACUCUUCCUCUUCGCCUAUUUCGCCUUCGGCCUCGGCUGCCUUCUCUGCGGUGUAGCUCAAUCCAUGAACCAGUUGAUCGUAGCGCGAGCCAUUACCGGCAUUGCAGGAGGUUUCAACACGCUAGCGAGCAUCGUCCUGAGUGAGAAUAUUCCUCUGCGGAAACGAGGGAUGUGGCAAGCGUGGAGAAACCUCAUCUUCGCCGUUGGGUUAGGUGCAGGCAGCUGUGGAGGUUGGAUUACGGACACUAUAGGCUGGAGAUGGUCCUUCAUCCUUCAAGUCCCACUCGUGCUGGUUGGAUUCCUCAAUGUCUGCUUCUCCUUUCCCUUCACUGUCGACUUCCAAAAGACACCCCUCCGUUGCAAACUCAAGCGCGUUGAUUUUGCAGGUGCACUGCUCAUCAUCGCUGCCGUUGCCGCUACUCUGUUCGGUUUCGACAACGGGUCAAAUGAAUCCUGGUCCGCUCCAAUGACCUUGGGCUGUUUAGUGGCGUCUUUUCUGCUCUUCGUCGCAUUCUUCUAUGUCGAAGCCAGAAUAGCAGUCGAACCCUUUGCUCCGACAAGCGUUCUUUAUGAUCGUACACUCGCAGCCUGCUUGAUCAGUAACUUUUUUGCCUACGGUGCCUGGUUUGGCGUUCUCUAUUAUUUGCCCCUGCUUUGGCAAGCGGUGGAGAUGCUCAGUGCCAGUCAGGCAAGCAUUCGACUGCUCCCAGGCGUGGUGACUGGAGUGUUUGGUAGUCUCUUAGCAGGCCUGGUCAUCCAGCGAAGUGGCCGCUACUAUGCGCUCACCAUCAUCGCUUACUCUACCAUGACUCUCUCUAGCAUUCUACUCUUUAUAUUCACAGGCGUGAGCAUGUCAAAUGUCAUCGGUACCUUGGUCGGCUACGUGCUCUGCAGCUUCACGCUGAACAUUGGGAGUACAAGCACGUUGAUUGCAUUGAGUAAGCUCGUCUGCUCAUCUAUUUUCCAUCAUCAUCCUGUCAUCUUCUACCCCGUCCGCUUUCUCUGUCUUACUAGCACAGAAGACAAUUUUGCUAAUGAUGAUCAAAUAGUGGCAUCGUCACCAGGAGAGGAUCAGAAUCCAGCUAUCUCCUGUCUUCACCUUUUCCGCUCGCUAGGUGCUGAAUUUGGCCUUGCAAUCUGCGGUGCGGUUCUACAAUGCACGCUGCAAUUUUCUAUCAGCCAGAAUAUCUUUAAUGAUGACGGUACGCUCGGAGAUCCCGAGUUCUUGCAAGAGAUUGCAGACCAAGUCCGUAGGUCCUUGACCGUCCUUAAUGACCUAGAUCCGAGGACUGCAAAGGCGGUGAGAGUCUGCUAUGGUCUGGCGGUUCGAUGGUGCUUUGUCGUCUGCACCAUCUUCUUUGCAGGGGCGCUCGCUGCCGCCGCUACUAUACGAGAGAAAUGCAUUGGUGAGAGUGAAGCAACGGACGAAUUUCGCGAUUCUGAUUGUCAUUCUGGGGGCGUAGGAUGUAACAACAGAUCAGCCUAA